Clarias gariepinus (North African catfish) is the source of this 1128-nucleotide messenger RNA. It is a transcript of the gene pts, whose product is annotated as 6-pyruvoyltetrahydropterin synthase. The transcript has 6 exons. Gene Ontology annotation, biological process: tetrahydrobiopterin biosynthetic process. Lineage: Eukaryota; Metazoa; Chordata; Actinopteri; Siluriformes; Clariidae. The coding region runs from base 58 to 507 and encodes 149 amino acids. Gene Ontology annotation, molecular function: 6-pyruvoyltetrahydropterin synthase activity. The record is from RefSeq and is a predicted model, not a curated record. Gene Ontology annotation, cellular component: mitochondrion.
UCUCCUGCAGGGGUGUUUUAUAGCGUAUAACUACUUAUUCGUGGUUGUUUGUAAAAAAUGGAAAACGAAGUAAAGUGUGUGAGAGGCGGAGCGGAGCGUGUCUGUUAUAUUACCCGAGUACAGGGUUUCAGCGCUAGCCAUCGAUUGCACAGCCAGUCACUAAGUGAUGAAGAGAACAAGCAAAUAUUUGGAAAAUGCAACAAUCCCAAUGGCCAUGGGCACAACUACAAAGUUGAAGUUACAGUAAAAGGAAAGAUUGACCAUACCACAGGAAUGGUGAUGAACCUCACUGAUCUUAACCAGUAUAUACAGGAAGUAAUUAUGAAACCACUUGACCACAAAAACCUGGAUCUGGAUGUGCCGUACUUUGCUGAUACUGUUAGCACUACUGAAAACCUGGCGGUGUAUAUCUGGGACAACAUGAUCAAGCUUCUUCCACCUAACAUGCUCUAUGAGAUCAAGGUGUAUGAGACAGACAAAAAUAUAGUUGUGUAUCGAGGGGAGUAGAGCAGUUCGUUUGCUGAUGCCUGCUGAAAGCUGCAGGUCAGUAGGAGGAGGUUGUAAACCUUCACAGUUUCGAUUUUAUUAGAUUAUCGCCAGAGGAGCACCUGCUGGGCCUACAUGGUGUUGUGUGCUUUAGGAUUAGCUUAAGGCACAGAGAAUUUGUCUUAGCCCUUGACCAUGUGACACUGAUCCUAUUAGGAAUGGAGCUUGUGGUAGGUGUAAAUCUUUUUAUUCCCCCCCAAAUUGAUUAUAAGUCUUUACUUUGUUGCCACAUUUACAAUUUUAUAAACAGUUUUGGCAAAUUGUCCAAUUUAUUGUCUUAAAACUAGUGUAUAGUAUAAAGUGCGGUUUACUUGUUCAACUUUUAUGUUUAUUAUAGUUAUUAUAUAAGAUAUUGUAUUAUAUUAAUUCUCAUUUCUGUCAAUACAUUAUUUAAAGAUUUGUGUACAGAGGUUUUCUUUUAAAUGCUCUUCUUCGCUUUACCACUAGGUGGCACAACUGUAGUUUGUUUAGGGCAGCCAUUCUCAGUCUCAACAAGGCUGCGGCCCAAUUCGAAAUGUGAAAAUCUACCCAAACCUUUUACAAGACUAAAAUAAAUAAAUAUUGCAUUGUUUAAAUCCCAUG